CCUACAUAAGCUGAUGAUAGUCACCAUGAUUCCCAGACUCAGGUAGGUAGGGCACCUAGGACCUAGGUAAUAUACGCUACUCUAUACCUUCCCAGUAAGCCAAUGCACUCUUACCAGCAUACAUUUACGUACCUUGCAUCAUCGCAACCGCGGGGAGAAUUGGGUAGCUACCUACCUAUACCUACAAGACACAUGCAAUUGUCGUCAGCUACGCCCUAAUAAUUACAAGCUAAGUACCUAGGUAUACUAGAAUGUAUAUGCUACCAAGGAUGACUAUAUUUACACGUGUAGAGAUAGUUAGAUCAGAUCACUCGUCAGGUAGCAGUAUCCCACACUACAUACUUACCUCCAACACACGUACCUCAAGAUCUCGCACCAUCACCUAACCUCACCAGCAGUCGCCAUGGCGCAAACCACAGCAGCUCCCCAACCCUCACCCCCAACCCCUCCAUCCCAAACCCACCACACCAUCGUCGCCCUCGAAACCUUCUUCGUCCCCAUCCCCCCCCUCACCCUGCCCCCAGGGCACACCUACACCCUCCACACGUACCCCACCACCACGCCCUCCCAAAUCGCCUCGCGCAUCCGCCCCGCCAGCAUCCUCAUCCUCUCCAUCGCCCCCUUGACCGCCGCCCUCCUCUCCCCCUCCGCAACCCCGCACCUCCAGCUCGUCGCCCUCGUCGCCUCCGGCACCGACAACGUCGACCUCGCCGCCUGCCGCGCCCGCCGCGUCGCCGUGUGCAACACCCCCGACGCCAACGCCGCAGCCGUCGCCGAGCACGCGCUCGCGCUGUACUUCGCGACGCGGCGGUCGCUCGUGCUCUCGCACAACCUGCUGGCGGCGGGGAGGUGGCCGGAGAGGCGGACGCUGCAGGGGGUGCUGGACGCGCCGGACGGGAGGCCGCCGCGCACGGCGAGGGGGGAGACGCUGGGGAUUGUUGGGUUUGGGGCGGUGGGGCGGUUGCUGGGGGAGAGCGCGGGGGCGCUGGGGAUGAGGGUUUUGGUUUCGGCGAGGAAGGGGGAGGCGGAGGGGAAGGAAGAUGGUGUUGAUAUACGCGAAGGCGGCCGCACGCCCUUCCGCACGCUCCUCCGCACCUGCUCCGUCAUCGCCCUCUGCCUGCCGCGCACGCCCGCGACGCUGAACCUAAUCUCCGCGCCCGAGCUCUCGCUGAUGCCGCCGCACGCGAUCCUGAUCAACAUCUCGCGGGGCGGGAUCGUGGACGAAGGGGCCGUGGUGGCGGCGCUGCGGGGGCGCCGGAUCGCGGGCUACGGCACCGACGUGUACGCGCUGGAGCCGGCGGGCCCGCACAAUAGCCCCCUGGUGGCGGCGGGACUGAGGGGGGAGGAGGAGCUGAAUCUGGUGACGACGCCGCAUGUGGCGUGGUGCGCGGAGGACACGGUGGCGAAUUUUCAUAAGAAGUUGAGGGAGAAUGUAAGGUGUUGGUUGGAGACGGGGAUGCCUAAGUAUCCUGUUGGGUGAGGAUGAGGGUGUGGAUGUAAGGGGGAUAUGAGAGGGCGUCAGGGGUCGGUGGGUUAGGUUAGGUUAGGUGCGUGUUUGGGGAUGGAGGCUCAUUGACGCGUAACUACCUACCUAGGGUUAGGUACCUAGGUAGGUAGGUAGCGGUGGGUUAUACGCCGUAGAUGAGCGGAAGAAAAAAGUAAAUAUUUCUGAGUACCAACCUAGGUAGCUAAAGAGCGUUACAAUCCUCCAAGUUUACCAUUUAUUGUUUAGGUCUUAGUUUGCUUGGUUGGUCGUUACUAUCGACGCUAAGGUGCAGUUCGUUAUUUCAAUCAGCCCAUGAACAUCUUCCGGGAAUGGAUAUCGAUUGGAAAGACUGAAGGCCUUCCCGAAUGACACGAGUGUUUGAUUGAUGCUUGUAUUCUAGAAAUUCUUUUUUUUCUUGAGAUAUUCGACGUCAGUAAUAGUUGACAAGCAUUGAAGCACCAACCUGUUAUUCAUCUGGUAGCUUUGGUUUAGGUGGAAUACAUCUACUCUCUCCAUAAAGGGGUAAAGCCUGUUAUGGUAUAGAAAAGAUUGCACGCCCAGCCCUACAGAAGUGGAAAAUCACCAACGAACUGACGAUUGCAUACGCGUUUCAUAAAUUAACAAUUAACAAACACGCAAAGGAAGCUCGCUUAUCACUUUUG
Molecule: messenger RNA, 2148 nt
Organism: Hypoxylon fragiforme
Lineage: Eukaryota; Fungi; Ascomycota; Sordariomycetes; Xylariales; Hypoxylaceae
Exons: 1
Coding region: 404-1480 (358 amino acids)
Molecular function (GO): oxidoreductase activity, acting on the CH-OH group of donors, NAD or NADP as acceptor; NAD binding
Source: RefSeq, a predicted model, not a curated record